This is a messenger RNA of Sphaeroforma arctica JP610, 188 nucleotides long. RefSeq lists its product as hypothetical. The transcript has a single exon. The annotation marks the transcript as partial. Gene Ontology annotation, molecular function: TBP-class protein binding; DNA binding; ATP hydrolysis activity. The record is from RefSeq and is a predicted model, not a curated record. Lineage: Eukaryota; Ichthyosporea; Ichthyophonida.
AUGACCGACCAGAAUAUGUGCGUGCGCCAGUUAGCGUCCUUCUGCUUCGCUGCGCUGUUGCGUUUGAUGCCGUUAGAAGCAGGCGCACCGGACCCUCCAGGGUUACCGCAGCCACUCAAACAACUCAAACUCAAGCAACGCGAGUUCUUGGAGCUGCUUGCUGAUUCGUCGAAGAUCACAGAUUUUCC